Molecule: messenger RNA, 2545 nt
Organism: Anopheles maculipalpis
Lineage: Eukaryota; Metazoa; Arthropoda; Insecta; Diptera; Culicidae
Exons: 8
Coding region: 80-2545 (821 amino acids)
Biological process (GO): proteolysis
Molecular function (GO): serine-type endopeptidase activity
Source: RefSeq, a predicted model, not a curated record
UGUCGCGUACAGGUUCGUGCGCGUGUAUCCUUUGGCGGGUUGUGCGUGUGUGUGUGUGUUUGUUCACGAAUGAGGUAAAAUGUUAGGACCUACCAAAUGGAGACUCCUAACGAUCGUUGCCGGUAUACUGCUAGCCCAUGCGAUCGAGUCACCGACCAGUAAGAGUAACAAGCUAAAUGCACAGGUGCGCACCUUCACCAAUCCCGAGCUCGGGCUGCGCAUCGAACAGAUUAGUCCGUGGAGUACCGGUCGGAACAUACCGGCUCGGAACCUGCUCGUCCCGCAUCAGCUUUUUUCCCGCGUGGACAACAUCCGGUACAUCGACAGCCGGACACCGAACAGUCGCCAUCUGCAGAGUACGUUCGGAGCGUUCCGGAUAGCGGACGAGCCAACGCAACAGUCACCGAAUGGAGCUGCUAUACAGCGACGGCGAUCUAAAGCGUUUCAAAUGCGCCGUUCGGAUGAGGUGGCCCCGGACGUUGGUUUGGCGCUGGACCAGCAGCCUGGUGCGUCGGUACUGCCCUCACCCGAGCAAGAACCAAUCUAUCAAAAUGUGAGUCGUGCACAGCGUCAACAUCGGUACAAGAUUAUUCCAAUCAGCUACUUUUACCGGGAGGAAGCACAACCGAUUCCAUCCGAGCUGAAACCCGUCGGUCCUAGUCGCCCUCCAAAGGAUACCGAUAAUGAUGAGCCAGAGGUGCCGGACACAAGCUCAAAACAGCACCAAGAACAAGAUCAGGCAGCUCAGGAUGGUGACGAGUAUGCACGGUCCGAUACGCCAGUUAUUGGAGCACGGCGAUCGGGCAUUCAGUUCCCGGGUCCACUAAAAGCAGCUACCGGUUUCACUCCCCAAGGGUACAGUGAGGAGAGUCUUACACUCGGUGACAACUUGGGACUGUUCCAGCAGCCUGUCAGUACUGCUGAUGAGUACGGACCGGUGGAUGGAGAACCCACACACGAAGGUCGUGGAACAGACGAGUUCUCCCGCAGUCUGUACGCUAAUCGAUACUUCCGGGACUUUAACCGACCGGCGCCGAUAGAUCUGCGCCCCGCUGAGUCUCUGCCGAGGCCAAGCCGUCUGAUCGAAUUUCCCGGCAACGUGAACGUCAAGCAACCGUUUCGGGACGAUGUCACAAAGUUUGGUGACGUCUCCGGUCCCGUAACGGCCAUCCAGCGUCCGUUCGGGGACGCUUUCGGUGGUGAAGGCAAAAACUUCCGUACGUUCGAUCCAGCUUACUACACCGACAGCCCUUACCAACCGAACCGGGCCCCACCCUACUUCCCGGCCAAGCUAUACACCGAGCCGAAUCAGAAGAUUUAUCAACCGCUCUGGAAGACUCGCUCACCGCGCGUUGUCUUUCCGCAAGGUGAUCUCGCCUCCGGUCCGUCCGGCUUUGGGGUAGAUAAUGUCGUCUUUCGGGACCAAAACUUUGGGUUGAACGAGCUGGCCGCCAUCCAGGACGUGCGGAACGAGUUCAACCAGGACGACAUCAACGAUGAGCCGGCGACAACCAGCAAAGAUCGUGUCGGUGGUGACGGUGGUAACAAUCGCGGUGUCAGAAGCGAGCUACAGUGCCAGCACGAGGGUGGUACGUGCGAGUUCUUCCUGCUCUGCUGGAUGUCCGGCGGGCUGCUGCAGGGCACGUGUGGCGGAAUGCUGAAGGGAUGCUGCCAUCGGACGGCGAAAUCGGCCAACAUCGGCAUCGAUGCGAGUACGGCCGUCGACCUAACGAACGUGCCCGCCCUCGAGUACGGUCCGGUGCAGAACGAUCCCAGUUGCGGAAUAUCGUUAGCAAAGCAGACAGCCCAGCGGCGGAUCGUCGGUGGAGAUGAUGCUGGAUUCGGCUCCUUUCCCUGGCAGGCGUACAUCCGGAUAGGUUCCUCGAGAUGUGGGGGUUCGUUGAUUUCGCGGCGUCACGUGGUGACCGCGGGCCACUGCGUUGCGCGAGCGACCCCACGGCAGGUGCACGUGACCCUCGGCGACUACGUGAUCAACUCGGCGGUCGAGCCCCUGCCGGCCUACACCUUCGGCGUGCGGACGAUCAACGUGCAUCCGUACUUCAAAUUCACACCCCAGGCCGAUCGGUUCGAUGUGGCCGUACUGACGCUGGAGCGGACGGUGCACUUUAUGCCCCAUAUCGCCCCCAUCUGUUUGCCGGAGAAGAAUGAAGAUUUCCUCGGAAAGUUUGGCUGGGCGGCCGGCUGGGGUGCACUGAAUCCUGGUUCGCGGCUGAGACCCAAAACGCUACAGGCGGUCGACGUCCCGGUGCUUGAUAAUCGGGUUUGCGAACGAUGGCAUCGCUCGAACGGCAUCAACGUUGUCAUCUACCCGGAGAUGCUGUGCGCUGGAUACCGAGGCGGUGGCAAAGACUCCUGCCAGGGUGACUCCGGUGGACCGUUGAUGCACGAGAAGACUGGCCGAUGGUAUUUAAUCGGCAUCGUAUCCGCGGGCUAUUCCUGUGCCACCAGAGGUCAACCGGGUAUCUACCAUCGGGUUGCCAACACGGUCGAUUGGAUAUCGCACAUUACACAAAUUUCUACGUAA